Molecule: messenger RNA, 3579 nt
Organism: Manduca sexta (tobacco hornworm)
Lineage: Eukaryota; Metazoa; Arthropoda; Insecta; Lepidoptera; Sphingidae
Product: zinc finger protein 2 homolog
Exons: 11
Coding region: 98-1939 (613 amino acids)
Biological process (GO): regulation of transcription by RNA polymerase II
Cellular component (GO): nucleus
Molecular function (GO): zinc ion binding; DNA-binding transcription factor activity, RNA polymerase II-specific; RNA polymerase II transcription regulatory region sequence-specific DNA binding
Source: RefSeq, a predicted model, not a curated record
AGACAAACGAUAAACAACAAUUUCUUUUCUCUUUUUUUCAAAAUAAACAAAAUAUAUCGACGAAACAAUAUACAUUUGACCAACAUUUUCCAUAAAAAUGAAUGAAUGUAAAGAGUUUUGUGAGUUAAUUUGCCGCGCCUGUCUCGGCUCCGGUCGCCUGUACAAUAUCUACGAAUAUCAACUUGCUGAUAUAUACAACCAGCUAAUAGGAGAUAAGGUGUUGCCUUGUGACAAUAUGCCACAAAAUCUCUGUGCUGUAUGCUGUACUAUGCUACUUAAACUCACUGAAUUCAAGAACCAGUGCCUAAAAGCGCAAAUAAUACUAGAUAAUAUUAAGGAAAAACAGCAUGCGAUCACAUCAAAUUCAAUCUCCAAAAACCUAAAAGUAUGCAGAAAAUAUUCUCAAACUAUAACCAAAAUUACAACAUACCCUCAAACAGAUGUAAAAAUAAAAGACAUCAGAAAAAGCUUAGAUAUUAAUGAGGUGGAAAAUAUUAAGAAUGGUUUUGAAUGUUUAGAUUCUUCUAUGAAGGUCAAUGAGUAUUCUUUGAACGGUUGUCACCAAUUGUAUAUAGAUAAUGUGAAGAAUGAAGAAAUUCAAUUUGACAAACAGUUGAUUGAAACUAAAACAGAAGAUUUUAAUGAAAAUGGGGUUGAAGCCAAUACAGAAGUGUUUAAUGAAAACGACAUAGAAUCUAAAAUAAAAAAAGCUAAACAUAAUAUAGAAAAAGAUAAAAAGUGUAAAAUUGAAAAAGAUGUAGAUGUUAAGAAAUCAAAAUUUAAAAGAGCAGCGAAAGUCAACAAGAUAAAAGGAAAGUAUUUUGAAACUAAGGAAAAUAUGACUAAUUUCGAAAGCAUGUACGAUGUUGAAAUAGUUAUUCUGACUAAAGAACAACAACUGAACGAUUUAUUAGAAAGGAAAAGUAGUCACAAUUAUUUAAAUAGCCCGUUCAAAUGCCAGUAUUGUUACAAAGGAUUUAUCGAUGAAGAUAAUUUGAAAAAACAUUUCAAAGCUCAGCAUGAUCCUAGCCGCGGCGACGUGACUUGCGAGUUCUGCCAAUACAGAUACAAGGACAAGCGCGGCCUCAACCAACACCUCAAGAGCCACAGAUUGAAGUUCGUGUGCAGACAGUGCAAAUACGUGUCCAGGACUACUUACAAUGCUAAAGAGCACUUCAAGAUGCACCGUGGUUACUUGCACGAAUGCAAAGAUUGUGGAAAAUGUUACGAGAAGUUGUCGACGUACCUCACGCACAUGCGCAUCCACCACCCCGCGGAGUUGGUGUGGUGCGACCUCUGCGGUGAGCCGUUCAUCGGCGAGUUUGGACUCAACGGGCACAAGAAGAGGGCUCAUCGUGACCUGCAGUUCCCGUCGGACUGCGCGUGCAGGUGCGGCGCCCGGUUCACGAACCCCAUCGCACUCCGCGUCCACGCCUCCGCCCGCGCCUGCGCACAGCCGUGCUGCUCGCUCUGCGGCCAGGCUUUCCCCACCAGGCUCUUGUUGAAGGACCAUUUGCUUGAAAAACAUCGGGGCGUCGACAAAUAUUACUCUUGCACUAAGUGCAGUAAGAUUUUCCGCAGCGAGUCGUUGUACAGCGCCCACUACCGCCGCAUGCACGCGGAGAGCACGCUUCGGGGCGACGCGGCACCGCCCUGGGUGUGCGAGAUAUGUGGGAAGACGGUACCGAAUAAGUCCCGGCUAGUGUACCACCAGAGGAUCCACACGGGAGAGAGACCAUACCAGUGCCCGCAGUGUCCAAAAAGCUUCACCAUGUCUAAGCUGCUGAGGUCCCACUCUCGUGUGCACUCGAACGAGCGUCCCUACGCGUGUAAAUAUUGUCCCAAGACGUUCAAAGGACCUUCGGCCUUACGUGGACACGAAUAUAUGCACACUGGCGGCAAAAUGAAGAAUUCAAGAAAUAGAAAUGGCGUUAUUUGAAGUUAAUAUUUUGUGACCUAUCUGUAAAGGUUUCGGAUGUGGAGUCCUCGUGUACGUAUCGCCAGAAUGUCUUGAGAGUGCGACGCUACAGUUACAUUGUUAUUUCGCUACGACUACGCAUCCAUAAUAGGGGACCGUCCUGUGUUUGAUUUUGUACAUUAUUCUAUAUGUAAUGGUUAAUAAUACGAAAAAGAAACCCUCCUGCGAAAACUGCAUUAAAAUUGGUUAAAAAAUGAGCCAGUAAUUCAUAUUAAAAAAUAUUACUAUGAGCCGAAAUGGGGAUAUCGCCUCAUCUCUUUCUUUCGCACGCGUCGUAAUGCCCGAUGACGUCACACGUGGGUAUUGCGCCUCUUUUCUGUUUCUUGUUACUUACUCCUACCGAAAUUGAAAGUCUUAUAACUUGUUGAUUUUUUACCGGAUUUAAAGAAUUCUUUCUGUGUUAUAAUUUAUAUAACGUAAAUAUUUGAUAAUAAUAAAGAACAAAAGUCCGGUCCCCUAUUGUUGAUGUCUCAUCCUCCCAGUGCCCGAGAGUCGAGGUUCGUGCCCCGUUAGUUCCCCUCAGCUUGCUUCAUGUUCAGAUUGUGAGCGACUACAGCGCUCACACUACGUCGGUGUUUGUACAAGCCGACCCUUGCCAGGGUAACAAACGUAGGGCGAUGUUAAACAAGGAAUGUCCGCACAUUCUUUCGAAUCACAAUCACAAUUCCCGCGAAUUGCUAUUCCACUAAGAACCCUCUCUUCCUGGAUAGACAUUCCCGCCCUCACACUACAACUCCUGUAAGGACCAGCAGUGGCACGCAUAUCAGCAGUGGCAUUUGACACCGAGCGGUGAACCUGUCUCAGGGAACACUUGUCAUUAUCCCGCAACGAUAAUCAAAUAGAUAGGGAGGAGUUGGAAAUAUUAAUUGUCCACUUCCCUUAUAGCAAAAUCUCUUCCUGACUACUUCUCACAUGAUGCUGGGGUCAGCUUUACAUUUUUCUUCUACUUCACCCUAUUCCUGACAUCGGAAACAUUGCCGAUGAAAAUAGGGGACCGGCCUAUGCUUGAUUUUGUACAUUAUUCUAUAUGUAAUGGUUAAUAAUACGAAAAUGAAGCACUCCUGCGAAAACUGCAUAAAAAUUGGUUAAAAGAUGAGCGAGUAAUUGAUAUUUAAAAUAUUGUAAUGUGCAGUAGUGGGCGCGAUGUGGGGAUAUCGCUUCAUCUCUUUUUUUCGCACGCGUCGUAAUUCCCGAUGACGUCACAUGUGGGUAUUUCGUCUCUUUUCUGUUUCUUGUUAAUUACCCCUUCCGCCAAAAUUCAAAGACUUAUAACUUGUUGAUUUUUUACCGGAUUUUAAUAAUUCCUUCUGUGUUAUAAUUUAUAUUAUGUAAAUAUUUGAUACUAGUAAAAAACAAAAAUGAGUCCGGUACCCUAUUGUAAAUAUUACAAGGUAUAUAAGACUACUUAUAUCCCAUGAGGAGUGUAGUGGAGUGUCGCGCAGUUUGUAAUACAAUGUUCUGUAUGUUGAAGUUUAUGGUCGUAUCAGACGAGCUGUUUACUCGUGUACAGUACAGAAUGAUUUUAGUAAGCUAAUUAUUGUAGAUAUAUGGCCUAUAUUGUAUAGAUUCGAUAAAAUGUGACGAAUAAAUUAUUAUCAAAC